Aspergillus ochraceoroseus IBT 24754 is the source of this 1282-nucleotide messenger RNA. Its product is annotated as CFEM domain-containing protein. Lineage: Eukaryota; Fungi; Ascomycota; Eurotiomycetes; Eurotiales; Aspergillaceae. Bases 350 to 1090 code for a protein of 246 amino acids. The record is from RefSeq and is a predicted model, not a curated record. The transcript has 4 exons.
AUACCAACGGGGUCCAAUGGCGAUCGCCUCUCUCAACUUAACCGGGAAACUAAAAAAGAAAAAGAAAAAGAAAAAAAAAACGCGAAGGAGGUGCGUCUGGGUGGAGGAAACCCCGAAAGCUUCGAUGCAGGUGGCAGGAACAACCCAGCGCGAUUUGUGACUGUCGUUCCUGGAUUUAAAGCAAGCAGAUUCCCUUCCAGCUGCCAGUUCUCUCUUUCUCUCUCUCUCUCUCUUUUUUUCCAGGUUCAUUCAUACAUUGCUUGGAUAUUUAUCUUUGCUGAUCCAUCAAACCACAAUCGACCCUCGUCACGUCACAUAUACUCUCUUAUCUCCCUUUCCCACAUACACAAUGAAGGCUUUCUUGUUUCCCAUCGCCAUGCUGGCCACCGUCGGCAUGGUCAGUGCUGAAGUCAGCGCCAGCGACUGCGCAGCCAUGUGUCUCUCCAAUAUGAAAGCAAAGGCCUCUGAGCUGGGUUGCUCUAGUGGUGACUUGGCCUGUCUUUGCGAUACCCCUGACUACAGUUACGGUAUUCGUGACUGCACCGCCCAGGCUUGCCCUGGGGAAGACCCUGCCGCUGUCGUGGCUUCUGCUCUUGCUCAAUGCCCUAGCGGCUCUGGAACAAGCUCCACUGAGACCACUACUGGUACUGCUUCUACUACCGCAUCUACCUCCACCACUGGCGCUGGAGCCGGUGCUACCGCAACUACCACCCCGACUACCAGCACGACUUCCGGUGCUACCCCGACUACCAGCAUGACCUCCGGUGCUGUCACUACUACUAACACGGCUUCCGGUGCUGUCACUGCUAGCAGCGGAGCUGUUGAAUCGGACAGCACCACGCAUCAUUCUAGCGAAACUACAUCCAGUACAGAGUCUGGUGCUACUUCAACAGACACUGCUGCCGCCACCAGCACCAGCAGCAGCACCACCCUGGUGACUUCCAGCAGUACCACCUCUGGCGCGGAGUCAACCUCUACUGGCAGCGGAUCUACCUCUACUACAACCACCCACACUGGCGCUGCUCCUCGCAUGGCUCUUGCUACCGGCGCCGCUGGUGCGCUGGGCCUUGUCGCUCUGCUGGUUCUGUAGAUGGGAGGUGAUAAUGGUCGGCAUAUUUGCUGGCUAGUUUAAUACGCCCGGAGCUGUUUUGGGUUCUUGAUUAUAACGCAUGGUUGAUGAUUUCCAUUGUUAGAUCCCUGUGUAUAUGAUACCACGGGUCAUGCUGUAAUGACUGAUUAGUAGAUAAUAUCUUCUGUUACCACUCACGACAAUUCAAUUCUU